Molecule: messenger RNA, 2374 nt
Organism: Abrus precatorius (Indian licorice)
Lineage: Eukaryota; Viridiplantae; Streptophyta; Magnoliopsida; Fabales; Fabaceae
Product: probable transcription factor At1g11510
Exons: 2
Coding region: 138-1412 (424 amino acids)
Biological process (GO): regulation of DNA-templated transcription
Cellular component (GO): nucleus
Source: RefSeq, a predicted model, not a curated record
GUUGAAGCAUUGGGUCCUUUAAAUUUGGCGAAUUGCGAUUAGUGAGUGGGUCGGUUGGGCUCGUAAGUCGUAAAUACUCUCUACUUUAAGCCGCACCCUCCACUCUCUCUGCUCCCAAAACCCUAAUACCAAUUUCCAUGGUGCAGAAGAAGCAGCAGCGCCCAUCGCCUCUCGACGAUCCACCCACAGCUUCGUCUUCCGAUUCCGAGGAAGAAGAGCAACGACCUUCCUCCGAGCAACGCCACGCAGAGGAUGAAGAAGUAGCUUCCUCCGAAGAGGAAGAGGAUUCGUCCGAAGAAGACGAUGACGAUGAUGAAGAACAUAACCCCAAACCCGCUUCCCAAAACCCUCCACCCCCUCCCACUAACUCCCUCCCCAAACCCUCUUCAUCCGAAUCUGAAACUGACUCCGAUUCCGGAUCCGACUCCGAACCCGACCCCAACCCCAACCCCAAAGUGAAACCCCUCGCCUCCAAGCCCAUGGAGCAGGCCCAAAAGCCCAAGGCUCAUCCCUCUCCGACCCCGUCCAAGUCGGGAUCGAAGCGCGCUGCCGAGAACCAUGCUCACGUGACUGGCCCCAAACGUGCGAAGAAGAAAGCAACCGAUUUUUCUGGUGGUGGUUCCGACGAGGAGGUGGAGGAGGAUGGGAAGAAGUCAGGGGAGUUGUCGAAGAAGUUUCAGAGGAUCUGGAGCGAGGAAGAUGAACUCGCCAUUCUUAAGGGUAUGGUUGACUUCACUUCCAACACUGGUCAAGACCCUUUUAAGUACGCCAAUGCCUUUCACGAUUUCAUGAAGAAGUCGCUUCAUUUCGAUGCUUCCAGCAACCAACUGAAGGAGAAGAUUCGAAGGCUGAAGAAGAAGUUUGAGACCAAUUCCGGCAAAGGGAAGAAUGGAAAUGGCCCUAAGUUCUCCAAACCGCACGACCAAAAAUCUUACGAAUUGUCCAAAAAGGUUUGGGGAAAUGAACAAGUUGAAACAGCCAAUGGGGCAAUUGAAAAGGAAAAAUCUAACGGGAAAGCUGCCAAGAGUCCUAAGAAGGAAGCUAGUGGUAGUAGGAAUGUGGCUACUUCUGGCAAGAAAUUGAAACCCGAAACGAAACCUGAACCUGAGCGGAUAUCUGAGGUUUUGACGGAAUCUGGAAAAAUGGACAUUGAUCCGAAGCCUGAUGGUGAUACAGGUUUGCUUUUGAGUGAAAUGUUCUGUUAUCAAAAUGGUGGCGGGGGUGUUUAUCGGCUGAAUGAGGAUGAUGCCAAGAGGGGUUUGCAGUUAAUUGGAGAAUCAAAGAGGGCAGAGUUGGAGGCCAAGUGGAAGAAAAUUCGAGCUGCAGAGAUGAAGUUGUAUGCAGAUCGUGCACUACUGGUUGGGGAGCAGACUAGCUUGAUUUUGGAGGCGCUUCAGCCAUCCAACCAUUAGCAUUGUCAAUUGUGUUAGGCUUUAUAAGGACAAAAUACCGGAGGCUAGACUUCAAGGGAUGGCGACUUUUAUCAGAUUAUGAAGAGGUGGUUAUUGACCUCAGUGAUUGGGACUGACGGGUCCUUUGGCUGGCUUGAUGAGCCAUUUUAAUGUAUAAACAAACAACUGGUACCCUCCUUUGAAGUAUUAGACCAGGUUUAUCUCAACAAAUGCUUUAAUCAAACAGUAAGGAAUAAAGGUCUCUUAAAGACCCAAAAAUGUUUAGAAUUUGUUGUGAGGAGUAAAGAACUCUUAAAGACACCCAAAAAUGUUUAGAAUUUGUUGUGAGGAAUAAAGAACUCUUAAAGACAACCCAAAAAUGUUUAAAAUUUGUUCUUGCUGUAAUGCCCUGCCUCUCAAAGACGUGCCCCAUAGUGUACAAGCCAUCCACCACCUAGGAAACAAGGACGUUCAAAGUUAGACCAAAUAUUCUAUUUCUGUCAGCAGAUGUUUAUGAUCAUGGUUCUUGUUAAAUUUCUUAGAAGGUAUGAUAUUUAGUAUAUAUUAUUUCUUUGUCCUUUGUCAUUCGUAGUUUAAAACUAGCAAAACAAAAUCUGUUUGUGACCAAAACGUGACUCUAAUUGCAAAUCAUUAGAUUAUGAUAUUGGAACACACUAUAUAGCUCACAGUCCGUAGGAGAAAUAAGAAUGAACCACACGAGUCUGCUACUGGUUCUGAGGUAUCUUUUUGUGAUAGUGUUCGGCAGUUCAACUACGUGCACAUAAUUUUAUGUUCCUUUUGUAAUUUUAGCCAUGAUAUCCUAUUACAUGUAACAGUUUAUUAGCAUCAUAAACAUUCCAGCUAUGGGAAGUUACGUAAAAAAUUGCUAAAAUAAACACUUAAUUGUACUGGAACUUAGUUCUCAUUAUGAGAUAUAUCACGAUAAACACAUGUCAAUGUGUGUUAUCAAUCUAUUUUUGCAU